AUCUAUCUUCUCCUCACCCAAAACAACGGGAAUCAUCUCUUUAAGAGGCCUUCCAAGUUACUCCUGAGAACUUAAUCAGUUUAUCCGUGUAAGACUAGCCAGAAUGGUCGUCGAGCUCGUCCCCUACUUCGAUGGAAUGCAACAGGGGCAAGGAUACAAUACCUACACCCAGGAUAUCUGCGUUGCCAACGCCGUGACGGUUAAGCCCGACACUCCACUCCCCGACACCUACGAUCUGUAUUACCAGAGUGACCUUGUCAGUGACUACAAAAAGCUAGCACAGUCACUUGAAAUCAGCGCUGGCGCCGCCAUUUCGGGUUGGGGCCAGUCGGCUAAAAUCGAUGCCAGCUACCUCAACCGCGCGGAGUUCGAGGCGAGUACGGUGACCUACCAAGUCGAGGUCUCGUCCCAGCAACAGGGAACGAUUGGUAACACAUAUUCGUUCAACAAAAUCAAGACAGACAAUCCGAAUGAGACUUACGGCGAUCGCUUCAUCACUGACUUCAUCAAGGGCGGCAAGUUCCUGGCUCGGGUGUCCAUCACCUCGACCAGCAAAUCGACCUCCGAAGAGAUCAAGCAAUCAGCGGAGGUUGCCUUCUCCAUGUACGGAGCCACCGGCAAAGUCACAGAAGAAGUCAAGACCGCCGUGCAGCAUAUAAACAAGAACUCGCGGACUCGUGUUCGCAUGCAUGUCUCUGGUGGUGGUGGGACUACGCUAUUUAGCGCUGAGUCGGACUCGGAUGAGAGCGGAUCGCAGCUGUAUGAGAUCAAGAAGCAAGCGGACAAUUUUUACCAAGAGCUCAAAGAGGGUAAACACAGAUAUAGGCGUUUUGCGAUUCUCUGGAAAUACACGAACGUUCCGAACUUUGAGGGCGCGUUCAGGCCGUUGGACUAUACCUUUGCCAGUAAGAAGAGCUGGACCUUGUUUGAGGACUUCACGCGAUAUGGUGUGGUCAACGAUAGCAUCCAGAAAAUUCCGGCUACCAAGUUCAACGAAGGGAGAACACAGCAAGCGGCCUUGUACACGGAGGGGACGAACAACGAAGAAGCCAUUUCGAACUUGGUUCAGGCAAUCAACAAAGACCCCAGCAAGGUCAAUACAGUCGUACCGUAUCCUUCACCAGACAAACUCGAGCACAAGCUGUUGCUGUCUAUCAAGACAGUCACCAUGAUUGCCCAGGAAAGAACCCUCAACAACGGCAGCUUGACUGACAUUGCUCUUCCGAAACUCGGACCCAGCGCUGAGAAGCUAUUCGAGUUCAAGGCGUAUGACUUCGAGAAUGUCUUCAAGACCACAGUCGUCUCAUUCGGACAAAAAGACGAUUCGUACAUCUGCCUCGUUGGCCAACGGGUUUCUGACUAUGGAUAUCGGGAGGAAAGCUGCUUUUGGGUGUUCCUGGAGCAAGUGUCUGGUGUUUCGGAGCAGAGGGUCGUUGUCUCCAAGCUCAAGUCUGCGGAUUUAGUUCGACUGAGUCGCCAGGAGCCGGGAACGAAGUUUCUCUUCGACUUUUAUGCGUGAUGUUGUUAUCUUAGUGCUUGAAUCUUUCUUUUGAGGCUGGAUGUUGGCAUGAUGCCUGAUCGCGUCGCGACUAGCGCUUCCUCCAACAUGGUUGUGUUUAUUGAUUGACUUAGGAAACAUGCGGCAAUCCGCGGAAAUUGGCGGGUGUCCGGCCAGGGAGGGAGACAGCGGAAGUGUUCCGUUCUGAAGCACUCAUACUCUAAUAGCCC
This is a messenger RNA of Aspergillus homomorphus CBS 101889, 1728 nucleotides long. RefSeq lists its product as uncharacterized. The transcript has 12 exons. The record is from RefSeq and is a predicted model, not a curated record. Bases 104 to 1519 code for a protein of 471 amino acids. NCBI's taxonomy places the organism in Eukaryota, Fungi, Ascomycota, Eurotiomycetes, Eurotiales, Aspergillaceae.